Bufo gargarizans (Asiatic toad) is the source of this 4761-nucleotide messenger RNA. RefSeq names its product endosome associated trafficking regulator 1 (gene ENTR1). The record is from RefSeq and is a predicted model, not a curated record. Gene Ontology annotation, cellular component: midbody; ciliary basal body; early endosome. Lineage: Eukaryota; Metazoa; Chordata; Amphibia; Anura; Bufonidae. Gene Ontology annotation, biological process: positive regulation of cilium assembly; positive regulation of protein localization to cilium; regulation of cytokinesis.
GCCAGGGCGGGCUGAGGACUAUGAGCUGCCCGUGCGGUGCCCUCUGACCGCCGGAGGUGCCAGGGCUACUCUCUGCCAUGUCAGGAUUCCCCAGGCAACCCCCAGGGAAGAAGGGGAAGACUCUGAUCAUCCAGGAUGAUCCUGAUGAAGAUGAUCCUGAUGAAGGGAACCCGUUUUCUUUCAAAGAAUUUGUGAAAGGCAAAACCAGUAUCUUGCCGACGGGAAGGAACGGAGAAGGGGAUUUCUCCAUUGAGACUAAACAUGGUACCACAGUCCUCCCCGAAUCCCGGGACAAGUUCUCCUCAAACUCAAAGUACCAGGAAACGUUUUUUAAGGACCCCACUGUGGACAAUGAUCUCCUGGAUGAAGAUGACUAUGAUGAGGAGGAGGAGGACUGGAGCGGAAGCUAUCACCCAUCGGUGGUAGAGCGACUCUGCAUGUCGGCACAUCUCCUGACAGCAUAUAUAACGAGUCUUCCGCAUACAGCGACAUCUCAGGGGACGAUCAGUUUCCGAUAUGGCGUCUGCCGGGAGGUCCCCCUCCUGCUGCCGAUGGUUACACCAAUCCAGAGCCGCCCAUCACACCGGCGAAGAACCCCGCAUGACACCGCGCUCUUCCAGAGCAAGCAGAUGAGCUACGAGGAGGUCUUGGAAGAAAAUAACAGCCUGAGAAGAAAAAUCCAAGAAAUGCACAAAGUGAACGAGUCCCAGUCGGAAAAGGUCAAAUAUUUCGAGCGAGAACUGGAAAAAAAAAUCCUGGAGGAGCAGAAGGAGGCACAAGACCUGGAGUCCAUGGUGCAGCAAGUGGAGGCGAACCUGCAGAUGAUGACGAAAAGAGCUGCCAAAGCCGAGAGCCACGUGACGAAACUCAAGCAGGAGGUGACUCUUCUCCAGAUCCAGCUAAAUACCUACAAGGCGGAGAAUGAAGCUUUGCGGCGGGGGGAAACGGCUGGGAUGAACGCGGUGAAACAGAACGCCAGCUUAGCCCUGGAGAACCUGCACAAGGCUGUGAGCGGAGCGCAGACUUCCAUCAAGCAGCUGGUGUCCGGAGCGGAGGCGCUGACCCUCGUCGCUGAGCUGCUGAGAUCCAUUGACAAAAUAGCAGAAGUUCACGACGAUGGAUCAUAAAGACGACUACUACUUCAUAAUGGAACUUGCCAAAUAGUGGGGGGAAAAAAAGACUCCGCCAUGACGGUCGCUUCCAUGUGUUGAGGAAAGGAAUCUUUUGGUGGGUCUUUUCCCCCUUAUACAGCGCCACCCUUAUCUAGUAAUGCAGCUUCAGGAAAGGAAAAAAGGAGGCUGCAAUACCAAACACAGGCUGUGAAGAAGGGUGGCGCUGUUUGGGAAAAAUAAAGCCCACUCGUUGCUCUAAAGUUAGACCAUAGGGAGGGUGGUCUAACGUAUCACCGGGAACUAGUGACGCUACUAUGUAGUGAGGUCAUCUGUUCCUAGUAAGCAUAGGCUUCUGCAUCAUCAAAAGCAAUAUCACGCUAUUGGCUGCCCCCACUAUACACCCUAUAGAAAAAACCCGCCAGUCCGACAGACCGUCUUCCAAUGAGAGGCCAGUCCAUGACUAUGGCAGGACCAGCCAACCACCUGAUAUGUAAGGGGGUGCCCGAAUCUCCCCCAAUGGCCAAUAUCAGGGUAAGCCCGAUGGUUUGCUCUCACUGGAGAGAAGCAGCCACCAGAGGUGUCUGACAGCUGCUUAUUCCCUAAUCCCAUUAAAGGGCAUCUGUCAGCAGAUUUGUACCCAAGAAACUGGCUGUUUUAAUAAAUACAAAUGAGCCUGUAGGUGCAAUGGGGGCGUUGCCGUUACUCCUAGAGGCUCUGCUCUAUCUGCAACUGCCGCGCCCGCUGCACAGACAGUAAAAACAUCAUCACGCCUGGACCUGUCAAUCAAAGUGCAGAGGGCGCAGCAGUUGCAGAGAAAGCUGAGCCUCUAGGUGUAACGGUAACGCCCCCGUUGCUCCUAGAGGCUCAUUUGCAUAUAUUAAGACAUCAUUUUUCUCAGCAGUGCGGGCACAUAGGAACAUGGGACCAACACAGAUGCCUUCAGCUGCCAACAGGUCAGCCAGUUUCAUAGGUACAAAACUGCUGACGGCAUUCCUGUGUUCUUAAACGGUAUCUGUCAGCUGCAUGUGUAUGACGGGGGGGAGGGGACAGCUCUCUAAGAUGUAUGGCACGCUUCUACUGAUUCCAAUAUAGCAGGGAUGCUCAAUCCACCUGCGGCCCUCCAGCUGUUGCAAAACUACAACUCCCAGCAUACCCUAGUAGCUGUAGGAUGUCCAGGCAUACUGGGAGUUGUGGUUUUGGAACAGCUGGAGGGCCGCAGGUUGAGCAUCCCUGCUAUAUAGGCAUCUCAAUACAGAGACUGAUGGAUGAUUUACUGCCUUAUAUUUAUAUACUGUCCCGGGUUAAAGGGGUUGUCCGACCCAAAAGACACUUACCUAGUCCCAACGCCGCUGAGGCUCAGCUGUCACAUACCGCGACCAGUGAACGGCCGCAGCGGCGCACAUGACCAUGAAUGGGACGUCACACUUCCGGUCCGUAGGGGGAUGGGAGGCUUCAUGUUGGAACAGAGUGGCGGUGACUAGGUGUCUUCCCUGGCCCUGAUUAGGGGUCAGACAACCCCUUUAAUGUUCUUUCUUUGGGAUAGGUGGCAUUGGUGAAGUCGGAGGAAUGAAGGAUAGACAGUGCGCUCUCCAUGAUUAUCCUGGUACAGCAGCGCCUUUUGUACAUGUGGCUGCAUCUGGUACUGCAGUACAACCUACAGCCAUGCGGAUAAGUAUAGGCCAUCGAUGUAUAUUCCUGGAAAACCCCUUUAAGGCCUGUAGUCCUAUAUAUAGGUGACCAAAUACUGCACUAUUCUUGCUGCCACUAUCUAUGGCGUCUACUCGCCGCACACUUAUCCUACUUGCAAGAUGUGAAGCACUUUACACUACAACCCCCUGCACCAGCGCGUGAGGCACGAUUGUUCUCUCUACACAAGACAUCUGCGGCUGUUGGGAAACUACAACUCCCAGCAUGCCCUGACAGCCUGCAGAAUACUGCUUUACACUAUGGGUCUAGCACUGUGAGUUAACAUGUAAGAUAUAUUUUUAUCUAAAUUAUAUAUUUUAGCUUUUUUAUCAUUUCACUUGUACUAAACAUAAAACCAGUUUAAUUCCUAUUAUUUUCUAUAAGAAUAACCAGCUGAAUUAAUAUAUAUGAUUAAUAAGACAAUUGUGCUGUGGCGUGGUGAGGCUAAAUCAAUACAGGGAGCUUUACAACAUCACAGCGGAGGGUUUGCUACAUUUGUAUCCAGUCUGGGCUGUAAAUGAGAUGUUCCGAUUCAAUGAAAGCAAGCAGAGAUGUAAAGAAUGAGCCAGUAUUCGCAAUAGUAUAGUCCGUAUAGAAGAAGACAUUGCUGUGAUCUCCUAGUGCAGCCGACUAUAGCUAUUGCAAAACCACAACUCCCACCAGGCAUGGUGGGAGUUGUAGUUUUCCAACAGCUGGCGAGCUACAGGUUGGAGAACAUUGCCCUAGCAGGGGUGGGCUACCUGCAGCACUCCCAACUGUUGUGAAACUACAACUCCCAGCAUGCAUACUUGCUCUGCUCUUCUUAGAACACUCCUAGAAAUAAAUGGAGCAUGCUGGGUAUUGUAGUUUCACAACAGCUGGAGUGCCGCAGGUUGCCCACCCCGUCAUGGAUGAGACUCUAAAAUGGCUGCCUCUUAAAGGGGCUGUCUCGUCUAAGGUAUUGGUGGCAUAUAGCUAUGGUACGCCACCAGUGUCGGAUAGGUGCAGGUCUCACCUAUCUCUAGAAAGGAGCCCCCAAGGUGAUCGCAUUGACGCGUCCGUCCUCUGUUCAUUUCUAUAGGAGGCCAUUUCCAUAAGUUGAAUGGAGAGGUGGCCGCCGUUGCACAGUGCGCCUCUCCGCUCAUUUCUAUGGGACUUCCGAAUAUAGCCAAUCGCAUUUGCUCAGCUAUUUUCAGAACUCCCACAGUGGUGAAUGGAGAGCAUCCUACGCAUGCGCAGUGUUCUUUCUGUUCACUCGAGGGCGACGGUCAAGAGAUAGGUGCCAUAUCUGACCAUGGUGGCAUAUCCUAGCAAUAUGCCACCAAUGUGUGAGGUGACACAUGUCUAUAUGUGAGCCCUCUGUCAUUCUGCUCGGCUGCCUCAGGUUGGUCAGCACCCGCAUACUGCUGAGGAAUCCGAGAGAGAUGGCCAGCCUGUCUUCAUCAUCACUGCCUCUUUCCAUUCACAGUAUACAGGGGCUGCCAGGAAGAGCAGUCAUAGGGAUGUAAUCUCUCGAUUCCCUGAGUAGCUCCUGUGGAUGUCCUAUUGUGGUAUAUGCAGUUCCCUAAUCUAUUCCCCUAUAGGUCUAGCCACUUAUUUAAACUAUGCAGUGUUAUGAAAUCCAGCGUUCUCCCGAUCCUGCAUUUUCUGAUCGCCCCAAUGAUAUUCGCAUUCUUCGCUCACGAUGAUAGAAACUAUUUGUAUUUUCUGAAUUGUACUGGGAUAUUGUAAGCCAAGAUCAGUCGUCCUGAUGCCAGCCCGCAGCGGUGGAACCACAGGUCCCAGGAUAUUCUCGGGUAAGCAGCAGGGCUCCUGAUCUGCGCUAUUUUGUUUUUAUACUCCUGAAUAAAUGAUUAUUUGACCUUUUAUUAUUUAAGGUGAGUCGGCAGCGUGUGGUGUGUGUCUUUAAGACCUUUUAUAUUCCGUGUUAGUUGCAGGUUAUAGAGCAGGAGGAGCCGAGUGAUUUAGUACUUUCUGCUCGAUC